AUGCCGACGAACCAGAAGAAAGAGCUUGUUGACUACGGUCCGUGCACUCGAGGUUCCACCUUUUAUCGCCUUGGAUGUCAAGAGUAUGAGAGGCAGACCGGCGAGGCUGAAGUCUUGAUUCAAGAAGUUUCUGUAGCCACACCGCGCAAAGUCAUAACUCCUUUGGCAAGAGCCCGGCAUCACAAUGGGCUCCAACAACUAGGAUCCCUUCCUUGGCGGUGUGCGAGGCGUAUCGGCAAGAUAAUCACAGAUUUGGUGGACGAGAAUGACCAAUUCAGAGAAGAGGGAGCCCGCUCGCGUUCUGCUCCAAUCAUCGCUGAUCUCGAAGCCCGUCUCAAAACCUCAAACGACCGCGUCGCUGAUCUUGAAGCACGCCUGAAAGCCUCAGAGGACCGCACCGCUGAAGCUGAGGCCAUUGUUGCUCAGGCCAAGACCUAUGCUGAUGCUCAUAUCGCUCGAUACACCUCUGACCUCGAAGCUCGCAAUGCGAAAAUGGUUGAGACGGUUGCAGAGACCGUUGAAAAGCUGAAGAGGGAUGCGGCCGCUCGGGUCGCCGCGGCUGAGUCUAACGCUCAAGACUGCAUUUAUGAUGCCAGAGACGAAGUUAAUUCUCAGAUCCGACAGUUGUCUCAGGACCUUGAUCGUCACGUUGACAUGCUUGGCCUUGCCCAAAAGAAGCGCUUUCCCGACAAAGACCUUCUAGUGCAUUGCUUAGACCAAAUGUUGGAGGAGCUCGUUGCGUUCCGAAAUGAUUGCGAUGAGGUUCUCGACAGCCGCUUACUAGGCGACGAUGAACCUGACUGGGGGCCUGUACCUGACGAGGAAGGUGGUGCUUUGCUCAACAGAACCUAUCGCAACUACUCUAAGGUCAUCGCACCUGUCAACACCGAAGAGCAGACCAACCAGUCAGAGGCCCCAGCCUCUCCCAACAGCGCAGACACUACCGAUGAGCAGGCCAACCGUGAGGAAAGUCCUCUUUUCAUAGAUGAUGGUCAUCAAAGCAAUGGGAGCGCCUGGUUCGUCGAUUCAAAGGAGGAAGACAUGGACUAUCAACUCGGAGCGUUCACUAACAGUGGUCACGCCGAUUUGUCUUCAUCUACCAAGCGAGCCAACGACUCCGAAGGCCAGGCUGGACACGGCGACAGGCGUCAGCGAACAAAGUAG
This is a messenger RNA of Fusarium redolens, 1164 nucleotides long. RefSeq lists its product as uncharacterized. The record is from RefSeq and is a predicted model, not a curated record. Bases 1 to 1164 code for a protein of 387 amino acids. The transcript has 5 exons. Lineage: Eukaryota; Fungi; Ascomycota; Sordariomycetes; Hypocreales; Nectriaceae.